This is a messenger RNA of Musca domestica (house fly), 864 nucleotides long. It is a transcript of the gene Trs31, whose product is annotated as trafficking protein particle complex subunit 5. Bases 218 to 799 code for a protein of 193 amino acids. The record is from RefSeq and is a predicted model, not a curated record. Lineage: Eukaryota; Metazoa; Arthropoda; Insecta; Diptera; Muscidae. The transcript is spliced from 4 exons. Gene Ontology annotation, biological process: endoplasmic reticulum to Golgi vesicle-mediated transport. Gene Ontology annotation, cellular component: TRAPPIII protein complex; TRAPPII protein complex; TRAPPI protein complex.
AAUCAGCUGUUAUGCGUUGUUGUCAUUUCCUUCAUUCGUAACAAAUUGAAUAUUCGUCGAUUAUGCCUCUUCUUUGAUUCGCACAACAAAGGGUGUCAUUUGUUGUGUAUUUCUGAGUCGUAGACAUUCCGGAAUAGUUACCUCCAUUAUUGAACUUGAACGCCUUGAACAACAGAACUCCUUCAAUUCCAUCAGGCAAAUCUAAUUGGUAUUCGGUAUGGAGAAGUUAGAGGCAUUGAAAAUGUCCUCAAUGAGGAGGACAAAUAUUCUCGAUAGACCGCUAUCCAAAGGAAAAUCGGAAGUCUCUCAAAGUAUUGUGGCUUUGUUGUUCAGUGAAAUUGUCCAAUAUUGCCAAAGUAAAGUGUAUACUGUGCCGGAACUACAAAAUCGCCUCCAUGAAAUGGGCCAAGAUGUCGGCACCCGAGUCAUUGAUCUCUAUUUUAUGAGGGAACGCAGUUCGAAACGUGAAACCAAGCUGACACAAAUGCUUUUGUUUGUCAAGACAACGGUGUGGAAGAAUCUGUUUGGCAAAGAAGCGGAAAAAUUGGAACAUGCCAAUGACGAUGAGAGGACCUAUUAUAUUAUUGAAAAACAACCCUUGGUAAACACAUAUAUUAGUGUGCCAAAGGAUAAGGGGACACUGAAUUGUGCAAAUUUCACAGCUGGAAUAGUGGAAGCAGUUUUAACACAUUGCGGCUUUCCUUGUAAAGUGACAGCCCAUUGGCAUAAGGGUACCACCUAUAUGAUCAAAUUCGAGGAUUUUGUUAUAGCCCGUGACAAGCAAUUAGAGGAAAAAUAAAUUGUUAAAAGCAAACACAUUCUUAAAAUUUCCUUUAGAAAUACAUAAUUACACUAAUGCACUUA